ACCUCUGUGUAUUCAAUGUACCAUCGGGUGUAUGAAGUUACAGAAUAUAGUACUGUGAUCAUUCAGCGCAGUCUGCGAUCGGAUAUAUGAGUCCGCGCUCCAUCCAUCAACAGCUUUUGCACAGCGAGAGUUUAAUCAUCACAAACCCAUCAUGAAGUUGAUUAUCACCGCUUUGAUGUCUCUUGUCACCUCGGUUGCCGCCCAAACAUAUCCAGAGUGCACUGCCGAAGUCGCGCGAAGCGAUGAUUGCGCCGCUGUCAUCAACGCAAACGCGUGCUACAACAAGUUUCGAUGGAACGCGCAGACCUUGACAUGCAUAGAUGGAAAUGACAAUGCAGUGAAGCAAAAGAAGGUAGAAUUGAGUACGGUUGGUGACAAAGAAUGCGAAGCUAACGAGAGCGGUGUUUGAUAGGUGUGUGCUUG
Messenger RNA from Alternaria alternata, 423 nucleotides. RefSeq lists its product as hypothetical. Lineage: Eukaryota; Fungi; Ascomycota; Dothideomycetes; Pleosporales; Pleosporaceae. The record is from RefSeq and is a predicted model, not a curated record. The transcript has 2 exons. Bases 152 to 409 code for a protein of 85 amino acids.